AUGCCCCACAGAAUCCAAGAUAAGAGAGAAGAUGCCUUCAACACAAAAACCAAUGCGCUAUGGACACACAGAAGGCCACACAGAUGUCUGCUUUGAUGACUCUGGAAGCUGUAUUGUAACUUGUGGCAGUGAUGGAGAUGUUAGGAUUUGGGAAAACCUGGAUGAUGAUGAUCCUAAAUCCAUUAAUGUGGGAGAAAAAGCAUAUUCAUUUGCUUUAAAGAAUGGAAGACUGCUUACUGCAGUUUCUAACAACACUGUCCAGAUUCAUACAUUCCCGGAAGGAUCUCCUGAUGGCAUCCUGACUCGUUUUACCACAAAUGCAAACCAUGUUGUCUUUAACAGGGAUGGUACAAAGAUUGCUGCUGGAUCCAGUGAUUUUAUGAUCAAAGUUGUGGAGGUGACUGAUAGCAGCCAACAGAAAACAUUCCGAGGACAUGAUGCCCCUGUCUUAAGUCUGUCUUUUGAUCCCCAAGAUGCUUUUCUGACAUCAGCAAGCUGUGAUGGGUCUGUCAGAAUAUGGAAAAUCUCAGAUCAGACAUGCGUGACAAGUUGGCCACUGCUUCAGAAGUGUAACGAUGUGAUAAAUGCUAAAUCCAUGUGUAGGCUUGCCUGGCAGCCUAAAAAUGGGAAGUUACUAGCAGUUCCAGUUGAGAGAAUUGUUAAACUGUACAGAAGAGAAACUUGGGAUAAUCAAUAUGAUCUUUCAGAUAAUUUCAUCACUCAGACUCUGAAUAUUGUUACCUGGUCUCCUUGCGGACAGUAUGUAGCAGCUGGAAGUGUUGAUGGAUGCAUAGUCAUUUGGAAUGUGAAAACUCAGGAGUGCAUGGAAAGGAUGAAACAUGAGAAAAGUUACACAAUUUGUGGGCUGGCAUGGCACCCCAAAGGAGGGCAAAUAGCUUAUACAGACACCGAAGGAAAUCUGGGACUCCUUGAGAAUGUUUGUAAUAGAGCUGGAAAUAAAUCAAGUGGCAAGAUUUCCAGGGCAGUGACAAAGGACUAUGAUGAUCUUUUUGAUGAAGAUGAUGACUUUUUAAACGCAAACCUGACUGAGCCACGGUCGUCUCCAAAGGUCAUAUCUAAUGAGGAAGAAGAUGAUGAUGAUGACCUCAUGCUAGCUUCAGGCCAUCCUAGGCACCGAGGGGCAAUAAUAGAGGAUGAUAACUCACUAGAUACUGCGCUAAUGAAAGUUAAUUCCAAUCUUGAAAAAGAUGAUGAUGAUGACCAAGAUGGCAGCAUACCGGUUCUACCAGCGUCAACCACCCAAAGACCUUUCUAUGAUGGACCAAUGCCAACCCCACAGCAAAAGCCAUUCCAGUCUGGUUCUACCCCUUUGCAUCUCAUGCACCGCUUCAUGGUAUGGAACUCUAUUGGUAUUAUCCGGUGUUAUAAUGAUGAGCAAGACAAUGCUAUAGAUGUGGAAUUUCAUGAUACCUCUAUACAUCAUGCAACACACUUACCGAAUUCUCUAAAUUACACAAUGGCUGAUCUCUCUAGUGAAGCUAUCUUGUUGGCAUGUGAGAGCACAGAGGAACUUGCAAGCAAGCUUCAUUGCAUCCAUUUUAGCUCUUGGGAUUCAAACAAGGAAUGGACAGUAGAUAUGCCAAAGGAUGAAGAUAUUGAAGCUAUUUGUCUGGGUCAGGGCUGGGCUGCAUGUGCCACUGGUGCCAUGCUAAUUCGUGUAUUUACAAUUGGUGGAGUUCAGAAAGAGAUCUUCAGUGUCCCUGGUCCAGUGGUGUCAAUGGCAGGACAUGGAGAACAGCUUGUGGUUAUUUAUCACAGAGGUACUGGCUUUGAUGGGGACCAGUGCCUUGGAGUGCAGCUAAUAGAGUUAGGGAAAAAAAAGAGGCUGGUUUUGCAUGGAGAUCCACUUCCUCUUACGAGGAAAUCCUACCUGAUGUGGGUAGGAUUUUCAGCAGAAGGUACCCCAUGUUAUGUGGAUUCUGAGGGAAUCGUGAAGAUGUUGAAUAGAGGACUUGGGAACACAUGGAUUCCUGUGUGUGACACAAGAGAGCACUGCAAAGGAAAAUCAGAUCAUUAUUGGGUAGUUGGUAUCCAUGAAAACCCCCAGCAGCUGAGAUGCAUUCCUUGUAAAGGAGCUCGAUUCCCUCCUACACUUCCACGUCCUGCUGUAGCAAUUUUAUCUUUUAAACUUCCUUACUGUCAAAUUACCACAGAAAAAGGACAGAUGGAGGAACAGUUUUGGCGUUCAAUUUUGUUUCACAACCAUGUGGAUUAUUUAUCAAAAAAUGGAUAUGAAUAUGAUGAAAAUGCUAAAAAUGAGGCUGCAAAAGAACAGCAGGAACUUUUAAUGAAAUUGUUUGCUCUUUCUUGUAAACUGGAACGUGAAUUCCGUUGUGUGGAACUUGCUGACCUCAUGAGCCAAAAUGCGGUCAAUUUAGCUAUCAAGUAUGCGUCUCGCUCUCGAAGACUAAUAUUAGCCCAGCGGCUUAGUGAGAUGGCAGUAGAGAGAGCCACAGAGUUGGCAGUACCUGAGGAAGAGGAGGAGGAGGAAGAGGAUUUCCGAAACCACCUGAACGCUGGUUAUAACAGUUCUGCCACAGAGUGGAGCCAGCCUCGAGUGAGAAAUCUUCUGCAUGAACAAGAUAUGGAAGACAGCAAGGAAGCAGAUGCAGUUGAGGAAGUGGAAGAAAUGCAAAAAUUUAGACAAAAUCCAUUCAGCAAAAUUGUAGCAUCAUCAUCUGAAAUGUCUACUCCUAAAUCUGCUGUAAUUACAUGUAGCAGCCAAGGACGAGUCAAUCCCUUCAAGGUAUCCGCUAACCAAAGAGACUCACCAGCUCACUCGGGUAACAUUCUAGAUAAUAUGAGCAAGUUCUCCAAGAACACCCCAGCACCAAACAGCCGGGUUGCAAAUAAACAGAAGUCUCCAGUUAUAAAGCCUCUGAUCUCCAAGCCCAAGUCUAAGCAGGCUUUAGCAGCCACAUUUUUCCAGGCCCGUCCACCCCACUCUGGUGACAAAACAGUAGAAGAGAAAGAAGAAAAAGCUGAAAAUGUGUUGCCUGAAAGCCAAGCUGCUGCUGCUGAAAACACUGAAAACAGAAGACCAAAGACAGGAUUCCAAAUGUGGCUAGAAGAAAACAGAGAGAGCAUUUUGGCAGAUAAUCCUGAUUUGGAGGAAGCAGACAUAAUAAAAGAAGGCAUGAGUCGAUUUAGAGCGCUGACAGCUGAUGAAAGGAUGGUCUGGACAGAGAAAGCCAAAGGAGGAGCGGCUGGUAAUUCAGCUGAAGCAAAGAAGCGGAAGCGCCUGGCUGAUGCAAAGAAUGAAGGGACAGAGAGACGGGAAGAAAAAUCAAAGGACUCCAGUUUGUCCAAAAAACAGAAGUUGUUAGAGCCCUCUACAAAUAUCAAAUUGUCAGCCUUUGCAUUCAAGCAGAGCUAAAACAAAAUUGGUAACUUCCCACUGUUUUCUUGUCAGAGACCCUAGUUUCUCCUGUAUUCAGUAUGUGGGCAAAUUUCUCAAAGUGCACUUGCUAAAGGAGUGAGUGUUUUGUCCUAAACAUUCCUUUACAAAGUGUUCUUUGUGGAAAUGAUGCACCACCUCUGAGAUCUUCAGUGCAAAUAAGUUUUUAUACAAAGUAUGUACAGUAGAUAGAAAUAGUCAUAAUUCAUUGAUUAUUUUCCUGAUAUGGGGCCAGAUUUUAUGGUACCACGUGGCCGUAGUGUGCCAAACCUCAUGUGAUAUUUGACCCUCUUGGCAGUUAGACAGCCUGGGGAGGAUCUGCAGAGUUUAAGGAUGAUUUUGUGAUGGUAUAAAGCCAAAGUAGGGGCUUUAUGUCACUUGUUCUUCCUCCUGUCAACAUAGCAAGGAAAAGAAACUAUGGCCAGAGGUAGAGACAAACAUGCUGCUGUACCAUACUGAUCUUUGGAUGCAGUUUCAAAACGUACGACCUUUUCCAGUCAUUGAGCUCCAGAAGCCAAAUUUAGUUCAGGGGGUCAAGCUAUGUACCAAAACUGUAUGGGGAACAGUGGGCAUACAGAGGACAGGUUUAAGUCAUUGUGUGUUCACGUUCGUUCCUCCCCCUGACCCUGGUUCUCUCCCGGGAUAUGGCCUCUAAAACAUUCUUAACUUUAGAAUUUGUGGGUUUUGUAUGUAAUAUUUGUUCAAAAUAAAAUAUGACCAUCUCUGUGUUUA
Molecule: messenger RNA, 4150 nt
Organism: Pelodiscus sinensis (Chinese soft-shelled turtle)
Lineage: Eukaryota; Metazoa; Chordata; Testudines; Trionychidae
Gene: WDHD1
Product: WD repeat and HMG-box DNA binding protein 1
Biological process (GO): DNA repair; mitotic cell cycle; DNA-templated DNA replication
Cellular component (GO): nuclear replication fork
Molecular function (GO): DNA binding; protein binding; chromatin binding
Source: RefSeq, a predicted model, not a curated record